GUGUUAUGCUUUUGGAGUAAUGUUGGAGUCAAAGCAUAGCAGCGAUCUCCUCCAGUCACUUGCUGACGAUCGUGCUAGACGGUAGGGCAAGCUCUCAUUGAGUUUGCUGCUCAUUUAUUUUUUUUCUUCUCCACCAUCCGUCUGUGUUUGCCCUCGAGGUUGUGUGUAGCAUCUUUUUUCGGCAACAUUCACCGACAGUGAAUCAUAGUUGAGGAAUUUCCUCCGUGUAUGGUUUUUUUCUUUCUCUUGGUUGCCCUUCGUGAGAGAUUAGUGUUGCAUUGUGUGCUAGCAAAGGAAAGCCGCCAGAAUGACGACAACACUGCAACAACAACCUGUGCCCAAUCCGCAAAUGAAGAGGCUGGUUUACUCAAAAUAUCGCGAAAUGCUGGGAUCGUACAAUGACAAAGCCAAUACGAUCAUUCAGGCUCUACCAGAGUACCUUGUGCACGAAGACAAAGGAUUCAACAUAACGUCUCUCGUGGAAAAUCCCCGUGAUGGCUACGGGGCCCCUCCGCCACCACCACCACCCAUCAUGGGAGGUAUUCCGGCGACGCGACUUCAGACACAGCUACCACCGGAGCCACCGGCAUGUGUCCAGAAUGCCAUGAUGACGAAGGAUAAGAAGCCCUUCACGUACACACCGGGAGGAAUUGAUUUGUCGCAAAUUAAAUCCCCGCGAAUGGCAAAGCGAAUAUCGCGAAAUGCUUGCUCAGAGGGAGUUACUGGGGUGCCCAAGAUGUCUCCAUUGGCACAGCCAAACACACCAGGAGUUCAACCACCCACACCACCAGUCCUACCCUCUGGAAUGCCCGUCCAGGUCUUCCCAUGUGGACCACCACAGCCGCCGCCACCGCCACCACCGCAGGCCAAGCUGAGCACCCAGAAUGGCGUCAAUGGUAACAAAACCCCUGAACGAAAGUCCCCGCAGUCCUUUGAACCACCCCCAUUCGGCUGUCGACCAGAAAUUAAAAUUCCACCAAAUCCCAUGGCUAAUCUGCGACCAACUCCAAAGCCACAACCAAAAGAUGACUUUUGGGUUGAGGAGUAUCGCAAGGAGAGAUCGAUAAGUCCCAUGGCACCUCAGCAAUCCACCACUCAAUCUCCUCCCAAGCAGGUGAAUAACGAUCAGGUGGAUAGAGCAACAGUUCCAACCACAAGGGCUGACGUGCAGAAGCCACAGAUUAGCCAAAAGCCCACAAGUCCAGUUAAUAUGGCUCCCAAGAGACCUAGCCCAGUUAGAUCUGCCAGUCCUCCAGCACAACGUCCACAGGCACAGCAGCCACCAAGCCCUGUAAAAUCACAACAGCAGGAACCACCUCUUACGGUGUACAACAAUGUGGCACAGAAGGAAUCCAGCCCAGUGAGGAUUGUGCUCAAAAAUCAGAACACAAAUCAGAAUCACAGAGCUGCGAGUCCGGUAAGGCAGGAGCCACCACAGUCUCCUCCACAGAGGAAUGCACAACUGGGAAGUUUGUACAUCCCACCAGUUGAGGAUCAAAUGGCAAAUCGGCAACAUUUGCUGAAUCAGCAAACUCCCCCAUGGAUGCAGGCACGUAAUAUAAUCCAGAAAGAAAUGCCCGAAUGGGUGAAUCGAGAUGAGCCUAAGCAACAUCCUGCAAAUCAAAUGGCAGCACAACAGAAUCAGAUUAAUUUGCAGCAGCAGCAGCAUCAGGCCAACUUGCAGCAGCAGCAGCAACAACAUCAGGUGAACUUGCAGCAGCAGCAACAUCAGGCAAACUUACAGCAGCACCUGAAUCAGAUGAACUUCCAACAGCAACAGAAUCAAACAACAACAAAUCCAAGAGAGAGAAUUAUCCCAAUUCAGUUGGAACAGACUCCAACUCCAACUAAAACCCCCAUGACGCCUGGCUUCGGGCCACAACCAUUCUACAAUGUGACACAGCAGUAUAACAAUGUCCAAUCACCUGCAACAGCAUACUCUCCUCCAGCGUAUUCUCCCUACAACAAUCCAAAUCAAUUUGUUGAUCAAGGCUACAACAACUACGGAGGAACUUCAGCACAGCAGCAACAGCAGAAUCAAGGACAGAGAAUCAUCCCAAUUAGCAUUGAUGGGCAAUCCCCGGAAAAUUCCUUCAAUGUUCGCGGUCCGAUUUCACAGCAACCAACCAUGAUCAGGAGUGGAAACUGUAGAAUUUUUAUACAUGACUGUCCCUUAGAGGCUGAAUUACGUUUCAUUAAGCAUAGACUCAGUGAUCCACGAUCACCGCCAAAUCAGACUCCACCACCGCAGUGGGUGCAACCGAAUCAGUCAAAAUCCUUCAGGAUUCUGCAGAAGAUGACAGACACCAUUGCUGAUGGGCAGACAAGCGAGGAGGACACUGGGCCGGCUGAACUGCAACAACCACACUACUCACGCCCCCUCGGACCGGCAGACAUGAAUGAGAAUCAACUGCGUAAACUCCAACUCACAGAGAAUGAUCGAGCACUCAUGAAUCGCGUCAAGAAUCAAGUGGAUCAAGAAACAUACCUUCAUAGCGAAGAAGAUCCAAGAUAUCGCGGUGCUGCGAUACCAUCAAAAGCAUUUAAAUUGCUUCAAAAUAUGACUGAUGGAGGGCAAGCUUAUGAUAAUCAGGGUCCCGUCCAGCGGGCAAAUCCACGAUUUGCACAACAGAGAGCUGUCUUCCAACCCAAUCAAGGAGAAAACCAGGUUUACGUUCACCCAAGUGAGCAGCAAGUACCAGAACCGAAGAUUUACACUGGAAGUGCCAUCCCAAGUCGAUCCUUCAAGAUGCUCCAGGCAAUGACAACUCCUGAGAAUGCCGAUUCUUUUGUAGCCGAAGGCACAGAUGCCUCAGACAUUGAAGAUUCCCCUACUUAUCCCUCACCACUACCCUAUCCCCCACCAUAUCCCUACUACUAUGACCCCCAUUGGCAGUACUACCCACACCCACCGUCCCCAAUGACUAUUCCGCCUGAGGGUGGGGCCUACUGGGGUGGAUUCUAUGCUCCACCACCACAGGGCUACAAUCCCUACUACCCCUACUACGGCUACCCACCGUACUACGUACCCCAACAAUUUGUUCCCAUUUCCGACGAUGAGCACCAAGCUCGGAAGACGCCUUCGCUACGAAGGACUCCCAGUAUUGUGGUAACACCAACGCCCGAAGAUCAGCCGGAGAACACAUGGACGGAGGAUUUGAAGAAGAAUCUAAGUGGUAGCGAUAAACGCUACUCUGGAGACGACGAGAAGAUGACUAAUGAAGAUUCAGAUGAUCUCGAUUCAUCUUCAUCAUCUUCAGCCACGGAAAAGGGCCAACAACAGAUCCCGCAGAGUCCCUCCAAGGCAGGUUUACAAGCUAUAAAAUCCGUAACUGAUAUCAAUGUCUAUGCUGAUGAGUCAGGAGAUGAAGAAGAUGCCGAUGAGGAGGAGGAGGAGGAAGAAGAGGAAACUGAAGAAAAUCAAGAAACUGAUCAUGAAGAUUUGCCCGAGAUGGAUGAUGAGAUAAUCCCACAUCAAUUGAGUGUUAUCUAUGAGGAAAGUGAGAGGAGUAAGCGAAGACCAAGUCACGAUGAUACGGAAUCCGGGUCAACAUUUAGUGAUUCCGACACAACGAUUGCAUGUGAAGAUGAGGAGGAAGUGCAUUUUGAGGAGGCAAAAGAAAAUAUGGUAACAGUGAGACUCCCACUGAGACUAUCCUACAGCAGAUCGUCAAAUGAUGAAGAAAUCACGACAGUUCACGUUGGGAAUAGUGAAACGAGGAAUUCAUCUGAUGCUGAUGUUAGUGUAACAGUUAGCAUCCCAUCGCGAGCUAGUUCAAUCGAUCGUGGUGGUCUCAGUAAGACACCAUCGGCAGAAAGGAGGAAUUCAGGUGGAUUUGAAUUUGAUGAAUCCGACUCUGAGGUGUCUGUUAGUGUUUCCCUGCCCAUGAAGAGAGAUAAAUUCUUCGGGGAAACACAGAAAUCCGGCACAUGCAACGACAUUUCUUUCCCAACUGCCAAUUUAAAUGGGAAGAAUGAAGAAGUUGAAGAAGAAACUGAAUAUGAAUAUGUUACAGAGACUGAAGAUGAAGUUGAUAAAUCACCACUGCCAAUUACCAAGAGUAAUACGGAAGUAACUGAAUAUGAAGAAGUAACAGAGUAUGAGGAAGUAACAGAGACAGAAGUUGAAGAAGAUUCGAAAAAAGACAAAGAUGCUUCAAAAGAAAAAUCACCGGUGAAGAAAGAAGAGAAAAAGAUUGAAGCUAAAGAAGAUGAAGAGUCUUCGGAAGAUGAAGAUUCAACGGAAUAUGAGAUUGAAUACGUAUCUGAGAGUGAAGGGGAAAUUGUGAGGAAAAUCCGAUAUAUCAGAGAAAGAAUUAUUCAUCAUAGCUUCGUUCAUCCGAAAUCUCUUUCAAUUGAGAUCAUCUACCCACAAGAACCACAAAAUGGUAAAAUGUCUUACAUAAAAGAAGAUGAAGUCGAAGUCAAGAAGAUCUGUGAUGAGGCAAUAGAACCAAUUGAAAAACAAUCAUUAGCUAAGUUUUCAGAUGAAGAAGAAAGUGAAGAUGAAAGUGAAGAAGAUGAGAGUAAAGAUGAAAGCGAAGAAGAAGAAGAAAGUAAAGACAGUGAAGAUAGCGAAGAGGAAGAAGAAGAUAAACCAGAGAAGCCAGAACAAGGCAAUAAAGAAAAAAUUGAAGAACCGGAAAUCAUUCCGAUAGAAACACUGCCAGGCCCAAAAGCCGAAAAAGCCGAAGAAGAUGAAGCAAAAGUAUCCGUUAAGGAACGUAUAAAUGUAUUUGAGAGCAUUGCAACGGCUCCACCAGCUAAUCCACCACCACUGCGAGAAAUUAGACGUCUCGGAAAUUCAUCUCAUCGUUCCUCAGUUGAAGAAUCCGCCGAUGAUGAAGAUUCCGGCGUUACAUCUGACAUAAGUCGUCCCCUAUCGGAUACAGAGUCAGAGAACUUCCCUGAAUUACGGAAGAUGAGCCGCUAUCAGAGAGCUGCAACACAUUCACGUCUCUUCAAACUCCUUCAGGAUGAAUGUACGGACGCUAGUGGAGCGGAAGCAAGUCCAGAAGUCAGAGGAGAAGACAAAGCCCCCGCACCGAAAGCGUACAAACCCAAAAAGAUCGUUCACAAUGUUUCCAUAACGCGUCGUACAAAUCCCAAUGCAGCCACUGAGGCGGAAACAAUGGAGGAGCGAAGAAAGAGACUUUCACUGCCACUUGAGAAGAGUUCAAGUACAGAUCAGGAGAGUAUGUCAUCGUCGGUAUCCUCAACAUCCCCAACGGGUGUCAAUGAGAAUCUUGUUAGUGAACUCGUGCAGAGUUUGCUAAUGCAGAAACGUGGACGAAUGCUGCGGAAUGUUCCCAUUGAGAAGCUCCAUGCAGCUGCUAAGAGAGUCCUGCAGGAGGAUGCGGAUCUCGAUAGUGUAAUGGGUUCAUCGCAGGAGGAUACAACGGUUGACUCAACACCUGCUCUAACACCGCAGGAAAUCAAUUAUUCCGAAUACUAUGAUUCCUGGAAUGAUGCCGAUGAUCGCUAUGAGUACGAAAUUGUUCCAUCGCGUGCCUUCCGUUGCCUCCAGGAGCAAUCGGUGACGGGUCAGAGGAAAUCCUGGGCAGCCCGCUGCCCACGGGUACUCAGCUCAAAAACCGUCAAUAGGGAUCUAUCGCGUGUUACGGAAAUUCGCGAAUCUGAAUCCCCAGAAGCCACCCCACCAUCGGGCGGCACCUCAGCACGUUCCACACCGCACCUGUCCACUAGUCCCGAUCUCAAACCCGGUCGCAGUCGUACCCCAAUGUCUGAGGACGCCGGCGUUCACUAAGAGGAGGCAGGCACACCCUCUCUGAUCUUUCAAUUACCCACACUAUUCACAUGAUCUCUCACACCACCCACACCUCUGUGCAACACAGAGGGCUGAUGGCGUGAUCGAAAGUAUCAUUUGUAGAUUGAAAAUUGGGCUAGAAAAAAAGCAUGAAUCAAAAAAAGGUAUUUCCUUCAUUAAGAAAAAAAAAACAAUACGUUUUAACAUCCUAUAUGAUCAUUCCCAUGAUCGUUUCAAUUGCCACAGACAUUGUGAUUAAUUUUUUUGUUAUUAGUCUUUUUUUUGUUGGUUCUUCAAUGCGGCAGUUUUUCUUUUAAAUUAUUUUUGAAGGAAUUUUAAGUGGGUUGUAUUUGACUCUGAUGAUUUAAUAAAAGAUCUAUUGGAUGAUCAUGAAAAGAUCGGUUGAAUAUCAGCUAUAUGAUCGCUAUUGUUAGCUUGACUUUAUAAAGAAAUUAUUAACUUAGAAUUCACUUUUAGGGGUUUUUAUUUUUUGAUCUUUUGAAAAAUUGUAUGAUCACCAUGACGAUCAAUCGAAUGAACGAUCGUUAAGACUUUAAUUUUUUUUACAAAAAGAAUUUUAUUAUUUUUGAUUAUUUUAAGAAAGCUUUUAAUUUUUGGGCCUUUUAGACCUAAAUAUUUAAAAUGAUCGUUAUAAAAUUAAUUAAAUGAUCAUUGAUCACACAAGUGAUCUGAUCAUUUUUGAAAUUGAAUUUAUCUGUUAAACGAAGUUUCCGCAAAUAAUUUAUCUUAAUUUCAGUUGAAUGAUCAUUGAGAAGAUCAAUUGAGUGAUCACUGUAACAAUUUUUUUAAGAAAUUAUUUUUGUUCUGAUAUUUAGGGAUUUAUUUUUGUUAUAAAAACUUUAAAUAUCGAAUGAUCGUUCUUUAAUAAAAACUUUUAAAUUUAUUUUUUUUUAUUUAAUUUUUCAAAUUCUUUUAACUUUCAAUUCUUCAAGAAGAAAGAAAAACUGCUGCAAAAAGAAAUUGAGUAUCAUUUCAGGUGAUCUUUUCUGCAAUGAAAAAAAUCUGCGAUCAUAGAUUCUCAAUUUCUUUUUAAAUCAAAAUCUUUUAGUUUUAUUUUCUAGAGACAGUAAAUUGAUUUUUUUUAAACAUGUGAGACGCUUUGGCAUCAUCAUUCCUCAUCGCGAUCAUUAAAGAUCACCUCACUGAUCAUAAAUUCGAAGCAUCUUCAUUUUUCUUUUCUUUUUGUUAUUCUUUUAUUUUUUUUCCUUCACAAAACAUCAUUUUCAGCUGAGUUAGAUGUUUUUUUUUCCUUUUUCUGUUCUACCUUUUUAAAUGUCUUCCGUUUGUUAGUUUUUUUUUUAAAGAAAGAAAAAAAAGUUUGUAAGACAAAAUUGUGUUUAGGAUUGUUAGAGAAUUUAUUUAUUUUUUUAUGUAGAAGAUCUCUUUGUUAACCUCCUUGACUCGUUUUUGUUGUGAGAAUAAAAAUUAAAAAGAAAUUGUUUCGUUUAAAAGAAAAAAAUCUGGGGGUGAACUCCACCUUUGGUUGUCUUUGUCUUUUUGUUGAACUCAUUAAAAAAAAAAACUCCUUUUUCGUUCUUUUUCAACACAAGAUUUUAAUGUUAAAUCGAUCGUACUGCUUUAUCAAAAUUUUUCCUCAACCGACGAACGUUUUUUUUCCAAAAAGAAAAUCGCAAAUUCGUUGUUCGUCGCAAUGAAUGAAUUUAUACCGAGAAAAUAUUUAUUUUUUGUAAAAAAAAAAGGUCACAUAAAGGUGAAGUUUCCUUCUUGAUUUUGAGAUGAAUGUGUGAGAAGUUAAACCAGCUAAACAUAGCUAAACCCUUAAGAGCUAAAACCUACACUUAACCCACCACCUCUCUAUACUUUAUCUGAAUAUUUUUUCAAAUUAGUUUUGCCAGCAUGUUUUUUUCUAGGCUUUUGAUUUUAAUUGAAAGUAGUCUUUUUAUGGGAAUGAAUUAAUUUUUCUUUGAAGAAUGUUGUUGGAAUAACAGAAACCUAUUGACUGAAUUAUUUAUUAGUUUUAAUUUAUAUAUUUUUUUAAAUCUUUACUGGGUAGAUUACUCUGAAUUGAAGGAGUUGCUUAAGAGAACUUUUUAUUGAUUUCCUAUCAAAAUUAAGAAAUUUUAAAUACAAAAAAUAAUUUUAAAAAAUCCGUUUAAAAAAAAAUUUCAAAUUAUUAAAAAAUAAAA
Molecule: messenger RNA, 7935 nt
Organism: Lutzomyia longipalpis
Lineage: Eukaryota; Metazoa; Arthropoda; Insecta; Diptera; Psychodidae
Exons: 13
Coding region: 308-5767 (1819 amino acids)
Source: RefSeq, a predicted model, not a curated record